CUUUUCGUCCCACAGCGGUCUGUCGUCUUCCGAAACAGCGCGGAGGCAGGCGGAGGCUAAGAAAACCCCGCUCCUCGGGUGCCGCCAGGUUGUCUGACUGCCCAUAGUGCCCACAACCAAGCAGAAGAGAGACGCGGAGACCUGAAAGACAGCCAGCGUGAGUGAAGCCUUCAUCAUAAUUCCGGAGUGAAUCGAGGCAGGCAUGGCUUCAGCAGAAACCGUGACAGCGAGCGACAGCAGCAUGGAGCCCGAACCGUUCCUGACGCGGGAUCCCCGCACCAUGGACUGGCCACUGGCCGGUAACAAGCAGUUCCUCAUCACCCUGUUCGUUGCCUACGUCUACAUCGUCAAGGUGGGUGGGCCACGGUUCAUGAAGGGCCGCAAGCCUUACGACGGCAUCAAGCCGCUCAUCAUCCUCUACAACGCGACCAUGGUGCUGCUCAACUGCUACUUUGUGGUGGCCUUCCUCUCCAAGUCGUACCUGGGCGGUGGUUACAACCUCUUCUGCCAGGGUAUCAACUACGAGGCUCGCGACGAGGUCACGAUGAGCAUGCUCACGCUCUGCUGGUGGUACCUGAUGGUGAGGAUAGCUGACUUUCUGGACACCAUCUUCUUCGUGCUCCGCAAGAAGGACUCGCACAUCUCCUUCUUGCACGUCGUCCACCACAUCCUUGUCGUCUUUAACGGCUGGUUCGGUCUCGCCUACGGUCCCGACGGUCAGGUCGCGCUCGGUGUAAUCCUCAACAGCUUCGUGCACGUAAUCAUGUACAGCUAUUAUUUCCUGUCGUUGCUCGGCCCGUCCGUGCAGAAGCACCUGUGGUGGAAGCGCUACCUCACCCAGUUCCAGCUCGUCCAGUUCUUGAUGAUAUUCGUGCACACCAUGAUGCCGCUCUUCAUCAGCUGCGGCUACCCGAGGCCGCACACGUACAUCAUGCUGAGCGAGGCCGUCUUCUUCUUCACCAUGUUCGUACGCUUCUACCUGAAGGCCUACAGUGACAAGAAGGGUCCCAGCAUAAAGGGUGAAGCCGUCAAGAACAAAGCCCACUGAGAACUUCUAGCCACACGUUAGUUUGCUAAUAGUUUGGUUUGAAGAAAGAGUAGCCAGAAGAUAGGCCCACCUAGAGAACGAAACGACGGAAGUGGUAACGCUCUGUUUUACUGUGUUUUACAAACUCACCUCUCGAUCCUGUGAUAUAGAGUGAAGACUGAAGCACUGUUUUGUUAACAUCAGUUUCAUGUGUCACUCUCAUCUUGUUUAUUUUUUCAACGGACACAGUGUAAGGCGUACUUCAUUCGUAUGUUUCCGCUAUCGGAACCCACGUAUAGGGAUGUCACUUCGCGAAAUUGGCGUCCGGUAUUUCGAGGUAGGAAAUGCUAAGAAAUGCCUUAAGCAUGAGGCGCAGGUGAAAUAAGCAAUCAAUGUCUAUUCGAAACUUCUAACAUACAAGUGCACAUCGUAUAUAUUGGCGUUUUGAAAUUGUCGUCAUGUCCCUUUACACUAUCGGGUUACCUUGAAAUACGGUUGAAGUCUAAACGUCCGUAAUCGAGGCCUAAACCGUUUCGAGCGAUUCCUUUGCCAUAACGCGUAUUUUUAAAUCGCGUGUAAGUUCAAAACAUUGCUGAACGGUCAGCGGUUUCGAGAACAAUCGGAUGCGAACAGAUGACAUCAUUGUAUGUAGCUGUCCACCGAUAACGCUAGGUGUUUGUGAAACGCCGUUUCUCAUUUCGAAAUGCUACAUAAUACGGACGUCGUCCUCCACUUCGAUGAAUAUCGUUUGGACAAUGAUGGUAUGACUGAACAGACCCUUGGCCAGGAGUUUAUUCCGGGGAGGGCCCGCCUGGCGAAGGCUUUCACUACUUCGAAAAAUUGCGUCCUAUCUUCAUUGCUUAUUUCCGGUUAAACGCCCCCCUCCCUUUUUUUUCCAUCAGAAUAUAGGGAGUACCCAGGCCCCUAGGACACUCCCAUCCUGGCUAUGGGCUUGGGACAGUAUAUAUGAGAUAUAGAUUGUACAUAGUGUUGCUAUUUGAAUUCUCAUAAUGCCACGGUAUUUAUUAUUGGCUAUUGACGUUUUUUUUUCGUUUUUCUUUUAAAACGUGUCUGCUUUGUUGCACGUGUGUUGUCUUUAGGACGCGUUUCUUUAUGACGCGUCCUUUGAACGGCUUGUUUGUCACGUUUUUGUGUUGUUACUUCGUGUUGCGAAUUGCCUCACUUGCACUGGUCAUUUUGUGUUGUAAAUAAAAUAUUUUCGUCGUUACUUUA
Messenger RNA from Rhipicephalus microplus (southern cattle tick), 2260 nucleotides. RefSeq names its product very long chain fatty acid elongase AAEL008004. Gene Ontology annotation, cellular component: endoplasmic reticulum membrane. The record is from RefSeq and is a predicted model, not a curated record. NCBI's taxonomy places the organism in Eukaryota, Metazoa, Arthropoda, Arachnida, Ixodida, Ixodidae. Gene Ontology annotation, molecular function: fatty acid elongase activity. Gene Ontology annotation, biological process: very long-chain fatty acid biosynthetic process; fatty acid elongation, polyunsaturated fatty acid; fatty acid elongation, monounsaturated fatty acid.